Colossoma macropomum (tambaqui) is the source of this 2803-nucleotide messenger RNA. It is a transcript of the gene dram2b, whose product is annotated as DNA-damage regulated autophagy modulator 2b. The transcript has 9 exons. NCBI's taxonomy places the organism in Eukaryota, Metazoa, Chordata, Actinopteri, Characiformes, Serrasalmidae. The record is from RefSeq and is a predicted model, not a curated record. Gene Ontology annotation, biological process: photoreceptor cell maintenance; regulation of autophagy. Bases 352 to 1164 code for a protein of 270 amino acids. Gene Ontology annotation, cellular component: lysosome.
GGGUCAGUGCGGAUGACGUAUGCGAGUCGCGUGAAGCUCAUAGGAAGUGCACUGAGCUUACAGUCAGACUGAAAGCAAAGACAAAAGCAAACAGAGAGAGAGAGAGACGGAGACGGAGAGCAGGAGGGAGCCCGAGUCUCUUCUUUUCUUCUGGGAGAAGAAAUGACAUGGCCAGGUGACCGUAUGACGAGGUGACGUCAGCAGCCUCCUGAACAGACAGGCAGAGGAAACAAACACCUACAGAGCCCGCCUGACCGACCGCGGCUGCGCAGUGAGACGUUUCUGUCCUCACAGGAUCAGCACAGAGAGAGAGAGCGAGAGAGCGAGAGAGGGAGAGGGAGAGGGAGAGAUAUGUGGUGGUUCCAGGAGGGUUUGUGUGCUCUGCCCGUCGCGCUGGUCGUGUGGACAGCAGCUACAUUCAUCUUCGCCUACAUCACAGCCAUCAUUCUGAGACAUGUGGACCCGUUCGUCCCGUACAUCAGUGAUACGGGGACGGUGGCUCCUGAGAGGUGUGUGUUCGGGAUCAUGCUGAACGUGUCAGCGUUUCUAGGCGUUGCCACCAUGUAUGUGCGGUAUAAGCAGGUUCAGGCUCUGAUGGAUUUGGAGCAGAAGCGGGUUCUCCAGCUGAACUCUGUCGGCCUCCUGCUGGGCUGCAUCAGCUCCUUCGGCAUGUGUGUGGUGGCCAACUUCCAGAAAACGACGGUGUUCUCUCUGCACAUGGUGGGCGCCGUGCUGACGUUCGGAGUCGGGGCGCUGUACAUCCUCACCCAGACGGUGCUGUCCUUCUCCAUGCAGCCGCUCGUCCACAGCAAGAGCGUGUUCUGGACUCGACUGACCCUCUGCGUGUGGACCUUCAGCAGCAUCAUCAGCAUGUUUGUGUCGUCACUGAUCAUGUACAGCAGCCUGCCAGGAGUGGACGUUCCCAAAAAACUGCACUGGAACCCCACUGACCCGGGUUAUGCGGCCCACCUGGCCAGUACAGUGUCCGAGUGGUCUCUGGCUUUCUCCUUCAUCAGCUUCUUCCUCACCUACAUCAGAGACUUCAAAAAGAUUAACCUGCGGGCGGAGGUGGAGCUCCAGAGCAGCACUCUGCAUGACUCCACCUACUACAACUACCCCCACGGACCGCGGGAGACCUCGCCGCUGCUCGCAGGGUCCAUCUAACACACAGACACUCCAUACAAACACACUUCCACAGCCUCAGGUCCCCGAAUCACUCACACACAGAUACAGGCUGGUUUGGUCCGACAAGCCUCAGAUACACAGAUAAGCAGAGAAAUCUCCACCGAGCGGAGAUACGGAGCCUUCCUGAUGGAUAAAAUCACAGAGAACUCAAACUGAUAAAUCCUGUUUUUACUGACGACUGGGGGUUUUAACUCUGUAAACAGGUAACAGAUACGUUUCUAAGACAUUUCUGAGAUGAGACUGAAAUUCACCUGAGAAAUCCUUUUACAGUGAGAUUAUAGGUCCACAUAUAUUCUAUAUUCUUACAGACUGUAGCAUUUUAACCCUCAGUGACCCUCUGCUGCACAAAUGCACUGCAUCGUCCAGCACUCUGAUCAGUGUUAUUCAUUAUUCAUAUUCUCAGACUGCAUGUCUGCAUUUUGGUGCCAAUAUAUUAACUUUUUAUGUAAGUACUGUAGCUGUGGUGCUGUUUUCCUUCUUUUCUAACAUGUUUAGUGAUAAAAACAUUGAAACAAAUCAAUAAAACACAUAUAUAUGUACUAAUUUGAGGCAUUUUUUAAAUGUUGGGCCUCAAUUUUCAUCACUGUAGCAUUAAUCAGCUUCAGCCGGCACCUUUUUCUGUUAUAAUCAAUGGACCCGAUUCUGAUCUUCUGGACCCCCUGCCACGCAAACUCUCAAUUACUCCCCACCUCGAAACACCUGACCCAGCUCAUCAGGUUAUUACCAAACCCAUGAACUGGUGAACUGGUAGGAAAUGAACUGGAACUGCAGGGUUUUAUUAUGAAUAGCUUUUAAAUUCACUCUAAACUCCACAAAUUCAAUAUAUUACAUUAGUUUACUGUUUGUAUAUCAAAUAAAGGUGUAUAUUCACACAUUCUCAUAUGUUACAGACUCACUUAUGUUAAUAAAAUUGUUGAAAUCACAGUGAGAAAACGUACUAACUUUUAAAGAUUAUGAUUCCCUGCAAAAAUAUUUAAAAACAUAACAUUUUUAAUGUUUCAGAGCUUCUAAAAACAUUUUAAAAGGGAUAAAAGCAUGAAAAUACAUCAGCAAAAAUGAAAAUACAUCACCAGUGCUUGGGUCUCUGAGGGUUAAACACAAACUACACAACCUUGAAGACCACUAGUUCAAUACGUUCCUUCCUGCACAGCUCGCACUGACCACUAGAGGGAGCUACAGACUAAGGACUGAGUUAUAAGGCGCUGUAAUGCUGUUCUUAUUGUUUUCUGCUUCUUGCUGUUAUUCACUUGUGAUUUAAAUGGAAGUUAUAAUUAGCAUAAUUACCUCUAACGUCCAGUAUUCACUUUUUAAAUGUCGUACCGUAAAGCAGCUCUGACUGAACCUGAACUUUCACUGUAUCACUCACUGCAGUUAUUAUACUGAAAUCUAUUUUAUAAGGAGUUUUAUUUUCUCAUGCAGAUCUUAGUGUUUAUUCAGUUCAGCCUCCCUGAUGUUUAAAACUCCACUGUGUGGAUGUGAACUUCCAGAGUUUGGGAGCUUUAAAGGGCCCAUAUCAUGAAAAAUCUUCUGAAAUCAAGGGGUUUGUAGUAUGUAAACACUGUCAGUGGUGGACGAAGUACACAAAUCAUGUACUUGAGUUAAAGUAGAGAUACCCAAG